AUGAAUAAUCAAUUUCAUAUAUCGAAUGGCAUGUGUUUUGAUUACAACUUACCACACGAUAUAUCGGAUCAUCAUUCAAGGCUUUCGUUAGAGGAACAACCAAAUAAAUUUUGGAGAGUUGAUCAUAUUAUUAGGAAUAGCUCGGAUAGUAGUAGUAAUAAUAAUUUAUCAACAACAAGAACAGAAGACAAUACUUCUAAAAUAGUUGUUGUCGACGUAUUGGAAAAUGAUUAUCAUUCAAAACUUGUUGAAACAAUUGGAAUUUCCGAAACUCAAUCUGAAUACAAUAAGAUGAAUCAAGAUAUAUGUUUUCAGCUGAAAGGAAUAUUGAAUGGUAAUGAAACUGAUGACAUUGAGAAUUUGUUAAACAAACACCAGUUCAAAAACAUUGCUGAUGAAUAUCCCACUGAAUAUAGAAAUUGUCAACGGUUGUUGAUGAGAAGCAAACAGUUGGCCCAUGUUUUAUGGGAGAGAAUUAAGCCACAUUUUACAAAGACUGAUUUAAAGAAUAUGAGACCAUAUGGGUUUGACAAUAAUGGAACGUGGGUACCAAUUGGAUUGAAUGAUUGUUUCAGAGUGACUAAAUAUGAGAAAGGAGAUUAUUUCAAGCCGCAUAUGGACGGCCAAUUUAUUAAGAACGACAAUGAGAAGAGUAUUUUAACUGUAUUGAUUUAUCUUUCCUUCCAUGGUGGAGAGGGAGGAGCAACAAAAUUCUUCAAACUUUUAUCAAAGGAGAGAACACGAUUGACUCUACAAGAAGUGGUUUCUGUGACUCCGGUUGCACAUGAUUGUUUAAUAUUCAAUCAUGAUCUCUAUCACAGUGGAGAGACAGUUAUAUCUGGAAGAAAGUACAUUUUAAGAACAGAAAUUAUGUUUAAAAGAGUAGAUGCCGAAAGUAUUCUCAAAUCCAAUUAUGAACAAUCAGAAGAAUACCAACAAGCGAAAAAACUAGUUGAUGAAAGUAACAUGCUUGAAAAACAAGGUAAAGUUAAAGAAGCAACAGAAAAAUAUUUAGAAUCUCAAGAAAUACAAGUGAAGCAUUCUACAAAGCUCUUUAUGGAAAGAAAAAAUCGGAAAAUGAGUGAAAUUGAGAAAAUUCUUCCUGAAGAAAUUUUUGUCACAAUAUUCAGCUAUUUGACUCCCUUAGAAAUUUGUAGAACUGUUAUUCCUCUCAACACUUCAAUUAAUUACUAUGCACGAAGUCAGAUUUUAGAAAGUAUUAACACUGACAACAAAGAUAACCCAUUCAGACAUCUUGGAGCGCUAUCAAGUGUUGAAAAAUCAAUUAUUGUCGAAGAACUCAAAUCUAAACAGAAAAAUUAUGCUGCAAAAGAAGGUGCGAAUUUUGAUACUAUUGAUUGGUAUAAUUGUUUCAUGACAAGAAAGAAUUUCGAGAAUGAUUUUUGUGCCAUUCUUUUUGAUCCUGGUACUUCAUUGAUCAAAUAUGGUUUAAUGAGUGAUUCCAAUUUUACUAUCGAGAAAACUAUUUGUGUGAAACCUUUUCAUGUGCACUUUAACAUUUCUGGUCGUGGGCUUGAUGACAUUGUUGUUGGAUGGCAUGAUUGUUACAAUUACAAUUUCUGUCGUCCAUUGCCUCUCAUAACAUCCUCAGGAGGUGUUCAACACCAAACAGUUUCCUAUCUCAUUCAUCAAACUAUACAACAAGCGUUCGGAAAAGACUCUAUACGAAAGCAUCCUCUUUUAAUUGCAACUCCAUAUUUCUGGAGCAAAGAUGAUGAAAUCAAGAUUACUGACAUUUUGUUCGAUAUUGGAAUACCAGCAAUUUGUAUGGUUCCUUAUUAUGAACUACUCUUCUUAUAUUAUCAAAUGGAGAAUUGUUUGAUUGUGGACAUGUCACGCUCUGGAUUGUACUGUUUUGCAAUGUAUAACGGGAAAAUUGUGAAAAAUUGUGAAAAUGGAGUCUUGUUUGAGGAAGAUCCCAACGAUAAGAACAAAGCAUUACACGAUGCUGGAAAAAACAUGUUAAAUGUACUUCAAAUACUACCUGUGGACCAAAACAGUCAUUUAUGGCAGGAGCUUGCGUCACAAGUGGAAGAUGUUUAUUCAUAUGGAAAAGAAGUGGAUGGUGAGAGUCGUUGUGUGCUCGGAGAAAAUUUGUAUACCUUUGUGAUUCAUCUUGUACUGUCAGCUCUCGAUUCAUGUCCACAAGAAUGUCAAGUCGACAUGAAAAACAAAUUACUUCAAAAUAUUAUAGUAAGAGGAGGCUUGAGUCUUGUGAAUGGUCUUAUUCCAAGACUAGAAAAUGAUUUGAAAAAACAAUUUGGAACGUAUUGCGACAAGAUUAAUAUUUCUCUCAAAUAUGAUCCUUUGGACACUAUGGGAGGUGCUAAAAUUUAUGCCAAUUUGAGCUCCUUCAAAGAGAAGUGUAUUUUCAAUGUGUAA
This is a messenger RNA of Naegleria lovaniensis, 2403 nucleotides long. RefSeq lists its product as uncharacterized. The transcript has 5 exons. Gene Ontology annotation, molecular function: iron ion binding; L-ascorbic acid binding; procollagen-proline 4-dioxygenase activity. Gene Ontology annotation, biological process: peptidyl-proline hydroxylation to 4-hydroxy-L-proline. The record is from RefSeq and is a predicted model, not a curated record. Gene Ontology annotation, cellular component: endoplasmic reticulum. Lineage: Eukaryota; Heterolobosea; Eutetramitea; Acrasida; Naegleriidae. The coding region runs from base 1 to 2403 and encodes 800 amino acids.